AUGGAGCAAGAUCACACAGACGACUUUGCUUCUGAAUCUUUCUUUGACCAAAAUUCGCUCCAGCAACAAAUUCAACACCUCGAUGGGACCGCCGAUCUCAACGCUGUCUCAAAUGUUGCCCUCCCUCCAAAUCCAGCUGUUAUCGACAAGCUCUCCCGCCGAUGGUAUUGUGGCUGCUUAGAGCGCAUCGCAUGGUCGAGACAUGGCCAUCUUGCCAGCAUCUCUGAUGAUGCAUCCACAGUGUAUCUGGAAUGCAUUCGUUACGACUACGAAUCCAAAUCCUGGGGCCUCCACGAAAGCCACUCGUUAACUACCCUAUUCGAAGACGCCACCAGCCUGGCUUGGAGCCCAAAUGGAGGCGAACUUGCAGUGGUCGAUGUCAAGGGACGGAUAUGGAUUUAUCACAACUCUCUUCUCGCCAUCAACCGCUUGAUACUUGCUCGUCAAGGGGCUCUGGAUGAGGGCGACGAGUAUUCCCAGCCGGUUGGCAUGACAUGGCUGAAUCAGGAUCGACAAGAAAGACCAAGAAAUGUCGUUACUCAUGCAUUCAAGGGUGACGCACGGUGGCAGCAUGCCAAUGCAAGAGCCAAACCGCUUGGCCCCUAUUGGCAUCGUGCUGUUGCAAUCGUUCACCGCAAUGGCCUCUUCACCCUUUGCUUCCAAAGAGGUGAUGGCCAGUAUUCCAAGGUAACUAAGCAGUUGUCUCCGCCAGACGAUAUGCUUUACAGUCACGCCAGCUUCGCGCCCACUGUCGAAGGAAAGAUGCUGAUCACUCUGCACUCGUUCAAGAAAGUUAUCUCAGUGUACUUCCUCUCAAUAGACUGGAAUGAAGUCAGGGCGACCAUUGAGGGCUUGCCUGUUUUGACUCUGGAAUCGAUUUCAAGCAACGUGUCCUCGCAGCCGUCUGGGUCUCCUACUCUUCCUGACACAUACGACCCGGAUUCGUGGUUACUUAGCCACCUAGAAGUCGUGCGCACUUCGGAUGUCGAGAAAGCAGUGCAGAUUCCCCCCACCAUUCUUGCGAUCUCUUCUGGCGUCAAUAGAACUGUCAACAUACCAGACUCGGGCUUUUUAGUAUCGAGCAUGAUCAAGAGGUGGUUGGUAACUCCUGUUGAACAGAAACUGCACCCACUUUUUGACGCACUGCCGUCUACAGGUCCUGGGGCGACAGCACCAAAGCCUACCUACACCCUUCAGAGGCAACCAGAUAAAGAAGAACAGGCCAUCACAACGAUCCACCAUGUGGAUGGUGUCCAAGCGCUUGCGGUCACAACGCAGGAAAACCGCAUUGAUUUCUUAAGUUCAGACGACUUAUCGCCUAUGUCAUAUUCGGCGUCGGUACAGGAAACCACAUCCAUGUCUCAAUCUGGCUUUGCAUUUCCUUAUGCACAGGUUCUUCUCACACCGGCUUUUUCCCCCAAUGCAUGCGUGAGGGCGGAUCUGACUCCGGAUGGGAAAACGCAACUUGUUGCCAUGGAAUACCAAUUAGGACAGCCUCAAUCGCUGCAGCCCCUAGACCCAAAUGUCGACGUGGCUCUUGCGUCCCUGAAUCUCACCUUCGCACGAGCAUGCUGGUCCAAUGCUACCAUCGACGACAUCCUGAUGUGUGUCUCACAGUCCAUUCCGACCGAACUCUACCCUAUAGUGAUUUCGACCAUCUAUCGUACCCUCUUUCGCGACAAUGACUUUGUAAACGAAAGGACCGAGGGCUCAGAACUUGAAAAAUUCAUCCACAAGACAGUGGUAGGGAGAGUCCUGUCUUACCAUGCAAGUCUCGCGUCGAACUGUCCUCAACUCCUCUCCAUCGCCUCCACCGAUCGGAGACAUGGCUGUUGGUCACUCAGCGCACAAUGGGCUUGGUUGGUGAACAACAUCCGACAGACAGCAACUCUACUUUUCAUGGCCAUGAGGGACGUGCAGAAUAUUCAACUCGUCAUGAGCCAAGACUUGACGGACCUGCUCUGCUCGAAUCUCCGGUGGGGUUUGUCGCUUAUGAGAUUUAUCAUUAGCACUAUUUUGGAGGUAGGCGAUCGGGAGACGAAUCCAGAGAUGUUUGACGAGAAAGAUCCCGGCAGAGCGGGCGAUUCUCUGGGCGACGGCAGUCAGGGUCUCGUCGCCUUGCUUUUGAAUUGUCAUCCAUCGCGCAUCUUUCUGAUCGCGUUCGUCAGAGCCGUUAGGGCGUACGCGAAGAAUACAGAACCAAAAUCUAAUCACCACUUGCAGGUCCUACAAUGUAUUCAACAGCAAACAACGGGGAAAGGUCUGUCAUUCCAAGCCAUGGAGGCACUGCUUGAAUACAGAUGGUCUGCGGUCGGUGACGUGGACAGGGACAUUGCGGCCACAGCUGCACGCCAGGUAGAGAUGAUGACUACGGGGGUUGUGCAUGAAUCCUACCAAGGAACGAUCAAGGUGCUGCUCAACACGCUAUUCAACAGCGCCCAGGGACUUCGGGCCAAGAUGCUGAUCGAUCGAGUCAAGCUGUUCAUCGACCAAGUCGAUCUCGAAUACAUCUUCUUGAAUCACGACAUCUUGGGCCGACGAAGUAGUGAUGAAGACCCGGACAAGAAAGAGGUCAUCUAUGAUGUGCAUCGAAAGAGACCAAUCCUCAAGGGGGUAGCAGAGCCCAACGGCUCGGGACAACUGAUGAUCAGGAAAUGCUUGAGAUGUGGGAGUUAUAGCGAGGACGUCAACGUGCCGCCUAAGGAGUGGCCUCGGCAGGUUGCUAUGCUACUCAUGAGAUGUGUUUGCGAUGGAGGUUGGGUGCUGAAGCCCUGGGAUACGGUUCACAAAUAA
Molecule: messenger RNA, 2793 nt
Organism: Fonsecaea multimorphosa CBS 102226
Lineage: Eukaryota; Fungi; Ascomycota; Eurotiomycetes; Chaetothyriales; Herpotrichiellaceae
Exons: 1
Coding region: 1-2793 (930 amino acids)
Biological process (GO): positive regulation of DNA-templated transcription
Cellular component (GO): mediator complex
Source: RefSeq, a predicted model, not a curated record